Molecule: messenger RNA, 2671 nt
Organism: Rosa rugosa (rugosa rose)
Lineage: Eukaryota; Viridiplantae; Streptophyta; Magnoliopsida; Rosales; Rosaceae
Product: cyclic nucleotide-gated ion channel 1-like
Exons: 8
Coding region: 311-2455 (714 amino acids)
Biological process (GO): transmembrane transport; monoatomic ion transport
Cellular component (GO): membrane
Molecular function (GO): monoatomic ion channel activity
Source: RefSeq, a predicted model, not a curated record
UAAAACUAAAACUAAAACUAAAUCACGAGAAGGAGAGAGGGGGCUAUCUUCUUAGACGGCCCUAUACGCAUCUUCCUCGAACUUUCUUCCUCUGUUUUUCUCUCACUCGUUGAUCUUCAUAUACAGAGGGGUCUUUGUUUGUUUGUUUGAUUUGAUUGUCAAUACCCAAGUCAAGGCUUGGUUCUUUCUGUUCGUUUCUGGGGGCUGGAAGUUGGGAGCUUGGGUGGUACAUGAAGAAGUUCUUUGGGUCAAUCAAAGGUUCAUCGGUUGAUUUUUCGUUUGGAGAGUCUGUUCAGAGUUAGAAACAGUCAUGAAUUUUCAGCAAGAGAAGAUAGUCAGGUUUCAGGAUUGGAAUCCAGAGAAACCUAUUGACCCACCAUAUUCUCCAAAUGAUGGAAUGCAGCGAGGAACUUUCAGAACAACAUUUAGCUCGGUUUCAUCUAAAUUUCAAAGACGCCUGGAAUCAGGUUCUGAGAGGAUUAAGAAGUCAUGGAAGUCCUAUUCGAUUGAUGGGGUUGUUGGUAAAAGCUUUUGUUCUAGAGUUCUUGAUCCGCAAGGGCAAUUCCUUCAAAAGUGGAAUAAGAUAUUUGUAUUGGCAUGUGUAAUUGCUGUCUCCCUGGAUCCUUUGUUCUUUUACGUCCCUGUGAUUGAUGAUGACAAUAAGUGCCUUGACAAGGACAGAAAGAUGGAGAUAACAGCUAGUGUUUUGCGCUCAUUCACCGACAUAUUUUAUGUAGUUCAUAUAAUUUUUCAAUUUCGUACUGGAUUUAUUGCUCCUCCUUCUCGAGUUUUUGGAAGAGGUGUUUUAGUUGAAGAUGCUUGGGCUAUUGCAAAGAGGUAUCUAUCCUCAUACUUCCUAAUUGACAUUCUUGCUGUCCUUCCUCUCCCACAGGUGGUCAUUUUAAUUUUUAUUCCGAAAUUGGGAGGCUCAGCAUCAUUGAAUACAAAGAAUUUGUUGAAGUUUGUUGUUUUGUUCCAAUACGUGCCAAGAGUUAUUCGUAUAUAUCCAUUGUAUAGAGAAGUAACAAGGGCUUCUGGCAUACUUACGGAAACUGCAUGGGCAGGCGCGGCAUUUAAUCUUUUCCUUUACAUGCUUGCUAGUCAUGUACUUGGAGCAUUUUGGUAUUUAAUUUCUUUAGAACGAGAAACCACAUGCUGGAAACAAGCUUGUGGAAUGAAUUCAACCAUAUGCUCCCGAAAGGAUUUAUACUGUGAUACCGGGGGGAGGCAUCCUAAUAAGACAGCAUUCUUAAAUUCUUCAUGCCCAAUACUAGAAGAAGAUAAAACAAAAUUUGAUUUUGGAAUAUUCCUUGAUGGUCUUCAAUCUGGUAUCGUUCAGUCAGACACAGACUUUCCUCAAAAGUUCUUUUACUGCUUUUGGUGGGGAUUACGGAAUUUGAGUUCGCUUGGUCAAAAUCUUGAAACAAGUACGUAUGUUUGGGAAAUCUUGUUUGCAGUCUUCAUUUCUAUUGGGGGCUUGGUGCUAUUUUCAUUUCUUAUCGGAAAUAUGCAGACAUAUUUGCAGUCUACAACUACAAGAUUGGAGGAGAUGAGAGUAAAAAGGAGAGAUGCAGAACAAUGGAUGUCCCACCGUUUGCUACCAGAGAAUUUGAGAGAACGCAUAAGGCGGUAUGAACAAUACAGAUGGCAAGAAACCAGAGGUGUAGAUGAAGAGAAUUUGAUCUGUAAUCUUCCGAAGGACCUUAGAAGGGACAUAAAGCGCCAUCUCUGCUUGGCUCUACUAAUGAGGGUGCCAAUGUUUGAGAAAAUGGAUGACCAAUUGUUGGAUGCAAUGUGUGACCGUCUCAAGCCAGUACUGUAUACAGAAGACAGCUACAUUGUUCGGGAGGGAGACCCAGUGGAUGAUAUGCUCUUCAUAAUGCGAGGCAAGCUAUUGACUAUGACCACAAAUGGUGGAAGGACUGGGUUCUUCAAUUCUGAAUAUCUCAAGGCCGGUGACUUCUGUGGUGAAGAGCUUCUCACAUGGGCUCUUGAUCCUCACACCUCUUCUAAUCUUCCCAUCUCAACUAGAACUGUCCAAGCCCUUAGUGAAGUCGAAGCCUUUGCUUUGAAAGCAGACGAUCUGAAGUUUGUAGCCUCCCAGUUUCGACGGCUUCACAGCAAGCAGCUCCGCCACACAUUCAGGUUUUACUCACAACAGUGGAGGACCUGGGCAGCUUGCUUUAUACAGGCAGCAUGGCGCCGUUAUAGUAAGAAGAAGCUUGAAGAGUCUCUGCGGGAAGAGGAGAAUAGGUUGCAAGAUGCACUUGCAAAGGCCGAGACUAGCUCCCCCAGUCUUGGUGCCACCAUUUAUGCCUCGCGAUUCGCUGCUAAUGUACUUCGUGCUGUACGGCUACGGCGCAGUGGCACACGCAAGGGAAGGGUGCCAGAGAGAAUACCGCCCAUGCUACUUCAGAAGCCAGCAGAGCCGGAUUUUACUGCUGAAGAACAAUAGGUAUAUAUAGAUAGGUUUCAAUUGAUUAUAAGCUUGGUUUUGUUGUGCCAAAAUGUAACAUGAACUAUUUAACUGAAAAUCAAGAAAAUUGUGACAGCACAAUGGUAGAAAGCCACAAUCAGUUCGUUGAAUGUAUUAGGUCUGUAAAGUAUAUUGUUGUAUAUGGCAAUGCCUGAUUGUUUUUCUGGUUUCACAAAACAUGCGAGAGAUUUUGCA